UAUACCUAUUAUCAGAACGUGGUACUACAACUACAACGCAUGGUUGAUCGAUACGAGGCCAUCCGAGUGCAGCUGGAUCCACUUAAGGUUCGUCUGAUGGAAACAGGAUUGAGAAGUCUUGUCAACACUAUCGAUCGUGGUGUUUUCUACUUGAACUGGGACAGCCUGGUGAUUGACGAGUACCUGGAAUUCUGUGACCGCAACCUCAAACGAGUUGAAACCCAUAUCAAAGAGAUUCAUCGCUGUUCAGACAUACUGGAGCGCAUAGGUGUUCUAAUUUCACGGACCCAGAUGUUCAAGGAGAAAGAUGGUGGACAGCUUGUCUCUGCGAAGGAGUACAUGGACUACGCGGAAGCACAGCGCGAAAGCGACAUGGAGGAACUGGCCAGUCAGAUCAGUACGAUGGCCACCAGUUGUUUGGGUAAAUUGGAGGAAGUGUUGUUCGACACGAACACUUGCCGACGCGCAGAAAUGUAUCCAAUCUAUCAGCGCUUUGAAUUGAUGAUACUACUGAAAUUACUUGAAAUGGUUCUUCGCAACAUGUGGUCGUUUGUCAACGCUCUGGGAGGCAGACAGCCGAUAUUCUAUAUCGAUGUCCUGCUGGUUAACUCCGAUGUGGUUCUUUAUCCCGUCAGCGCAGAUUUGUACAAAUGGAUGAUGCAGACACUGCGGGGUUGUGUAGAAAGUUGCCGCUACUUUAUACGCUGGAAACAUGGGACUUGUGAACCCUGCCCAACGAUCCGUUCGGAUGGCGAUGAGCUGGUUUCGUUCAACUAUGUGACUGAGUUGGAACGAUGCCCGGAGUUGCGAGAACCAGAUGCAGCAUUCAAUCAGCGAGUUCAACAUUUGAAUAAAAAUGUGAUGGAAUUUCUUAAACGACUGGCUCGAUUCUCUGUUCUGUGGCAUCAAGAUAAG
This is a messenger RNA of Opisthorchis viverrini, 915 nucleotides long. RefSeq lists its product as hypothetical. Lineage: Eukaryota; Metazoa; Platyhelminthes; Trematoda; Opisthorchiida; Opisthorchiidae. The annotation marks the transcript as partial. The record is from RefSeq and is a predicted model, not a curated record. The transcript has 6 exons.